Messenger RNA from Condylura cristata (star-nosed mole), 2459 nucleotides. It is a transcript of the gene FCHSD1, whose product is annotated as FCH and double SH3 domains 1. The transcript has 20 exons. Gene Ontology annotation, molecular function: protein binding. Gene Ontology annotation, biological process: regulation of actin filament polymerization; neuromuscular synaptic transmission. The record is from RefSeq and is a predicted model, not a curated record. NCBI's taxonomy places the organism in Eukaryota, Metazoa, Chordata, Mammalia, Eulipotyphla, Talpidae. Gene Ontology annotation, cellular component: recycling endosome; neuromuscular junction. Bases 159 to 2138 code for a protein of 659 amino acids.
UCCUUCAGACGCGGCAGCAGAGGGAGGCAGAUCUGCUGGAGGACAUCAGACCUGUUGGAAGGCUGGUGGACACUGUCCUCAGGCCCCCAUCAAUCCUCACCACCAUGCCCACAGAUGGUUCUCCAGGGGUGGGGAAGAUCCUGCUGAGGCUCUGAGCAAUGAGAUCCUACAGCAAGCAGAGGGCAGCCAUUGAACGGGAGUAUGGACAGGCACUCCAGAAACUGGCUGGGCCAUUCCUGAAGAGGGAAGGGCAUCGGAGCGGAGAGAUGGAUAGCAGACCUUCUCUGGGGAGAGGCAGGAUGGUGUUUGGUGCCUGGCGCUGCCUGCUGGAUGCCACCGUGGCUGGGGGCCAAGCCCGGCUCCAGGCUUCUGACCGAUACCGUGACCUGGCAGGGGGCACAGGGCGAAGUGCCAAGGAGCAGGUACUUAGGAAGGGAGCAGAAAACCUCCAGAGGGCUCAGGCUGAAGUGCUGCAGUCUGUUCGGGAACUGAGCCGAAGUCGGAAGUUGUAUGGGCAAAGGGAACGUGUGUGGGCCUUGGCACAGGAGAAGGCGGCUGAUGUCCAGGCCAGGCUAAACAGAAAUGACCACGGGCUCUUCCACACGCGAACCAGCCUCCAGAAGCUCAGCACCAAGCUAUCUACCCAGUCGGCUCAGUACUCCCAGCAGCUGAGAGCAGCCCGCAAUGAGUACCUGCUCAACCUGGUGGCCACCAAUGCCCACCUUGACCACUACUACCAGGAGGAACUGCCAGCCUUGCUCAAGGCCCUGGUCAGUGAGCUGUUGGAACACUUGAGGGACCCCCUGACCUUACUGAGCCGCACUGAGCUGGAAGCUGCGGAGAUGGCCCUGGAGCACGCCCGCCGUGGUGGGCAGGCAACCUCCCAGGUAAGCUGGGAACAGGAUCUGAAGCUCUUUCUUCAGGAGCCUGGAGUAUUUUCCCCUACACCACCUCAGCAGUUCCAGCCAGCAGGGGCUGAUCAGGUGUGUGCCCUCGAGCUGGAGGGAGGCACAGGAGGCAUGGCUGGGGAGAGCGGCCUAGAGAAAGAGGUUCAGCGUUGGGCUAGCCGGGCUGCCCGAGACUACAAGAUCCAGAACCACGGGCGUCGGGUGCUACAGCGGCUGGAGCAGAGGAGACUGCAGGCUCCAGGGCGGGAGGCUCCAGGCAUUGAACAGAGGCUGCAGGAAGUGAGGGAGAGCAUCCAGCGAGCACAGGUGAGCCAGGUGAAAGGUGCUGCCCGGUUGGCCCUGCUGCAGGGGGCUGGCAUGGAUGUGCAGCACUGGCUGAAGCCAGCCAUGACACAGGCCCAGGAAGAGAUGGAGCAGGAGCGAAGGCUCAGUGAGGCCCGGCUGUCCCAGAGGGACCUCUCUCCCACAGCUGAAGAUGCUGAGCUCUCUGACUUUGAGGAAUGUGAGGAGACUGGGGAGCUCUUUGAGGAACCCACCCCUGCAACACUGGCCACUAGGCCCCUCCCGUGCCCUGCACAUGUGGUGUUUGGCUAUCAGGCAGGGCACGAGGACGAGCUGACCAUCACAGAGGGCGAGUGGCUGGAGGUCAUAGAGGAGGGAGAUGCUGACGAAUGGGUCAAGGCUCGGAACCAGCACGGCGAGGUAGGCUUUGUCCCUGAGCGAUACCUCAACUUCCCGGAUCUCUCCUUCCCUGAGAGCAGCCAUGACAGCGACAAUCCCUCAGGAGCAGAGCCUAUAGCUUUCCUGGCCCGAGCCCUGUACAGCUACACAGGGCAGAGUGCUGAAGAGCUGAGCUUCCCCGAGGGGGCACUCAUCCGCCUGUUGCCUCGCGCCCUGGAUGGAGUGGAUGAUGGCUUCUGGAGGGGAGAAUUUGGAGGCCAUGUUGGGGUUUUCCCUUCCCUGCUGGUGGAGGAGUUGCUUGGUCCCCCAGGGCCAUCUGAACUCUCAGACCCUGAACAGGUGCUGCCAUCCCCUUCUCCUCCCAGCUUCUCCCCUCCUGCACCCACUUCUGCUUUAGAUGGGCCUCCUGCACCUGUGCUUCCUGGGGACCAAGACCUUGACUGUCCUGGGUCCCUGAGCAUGAUGGCACCUCGACUCAGGCCGAUGCGUCCACCACCUCCCCCACCAGCUAAAGCCCCGGAUCCUGGCCUCCCAGACCCCCUCACCUGAAGCCAAGGGGAUCACUGCUCCCCAGUGAUGCUGCUGCCCCUAUCUUCAUGUCAGAGACCACCCCCUCAAUGAUCUGGAGCGACAGCCAAAAGCUGGAAUCUUCCAUUUCCACUCUCACCUCCAGGGAGAGAAACUACCCCUUACCCCACUUGGGGGGCUAGAAUCCACUUCUUUUUCCCCAUCAUCCUUAUGCUGCCUUCUAUAGGGCUGGAACUACCCUCUUCUGCCACCACUCCAUUUCUAGGGUGGUUAAAUAUGCUGAAAUCUCUGGGGCUGGUACCCAUCCCCAAAAGUCUCGUGUGGCUCCAGCCCAUCUGUGUA